AUGAGCCCGACACGUUCUGCGCCGCUAACCUCACGGCCUACAUCUUGUGGAAAAGCGAUUCCCAAGCCACGACCCCGCUUAGAGCCCUCACCUUUACCUCUGCAGCCUGUUGAGCAUGUGCCGUCGACACAAGGUCAAUUCUUAAAUGCGACCGCUUCUACGACGCACAACGUUUCGCCGGCAAAAGCCGUUCGCGGCUCAAGUAGCCUGUUUUCUGGACAUGGAAAUCUAGGAUAUGUUCCCAUCACAGCGCCCCCCGCUCCAGAAUUUAUAACAGAUUCUCCUUCCAAACACCCCUCCUUCGGAUAUCACCACACCGCUGCUUCUUCCUCUUCAAUGCCCCAAUCCGCGUUAUUCACGACAUUCUCCACUUCCAGUUCAGGGAAACAGUCUCCAAAGGAAACCCAAUCAUCAGAUGAACCCAACAGCGAUAAUUUUGCAGACUUCCCCGAACCCUCAUUCAUACCCAAACCUUUGAAGAGGACACUCAUGGAUGCAGCGCCACUGAAGGAACGACAAACAAAGAAGCAGAAGCGGGAGGAACCUAGUUCUAUGCGCUUACCGGAACCUCAUGAAAUGCCUCCGAUAGAAGACGAUGGUACAAAGCCGCCUUAUAGCUAUGCAACGCUGAUUGGCAUGUCUAUACUUCGUGCGCCAAACAGGCGAUUGACAUUAGCGCAAAUAUACAAGUGGAUC
Molecule: messenger RNA, 696 nt
Organism: Aspergillus niger
Lineage: Eukaryota; Fungi; Ascomycota; Eurotiomycetes; Eurotiales; Aspergillaceae
Exons: 1
Biological process (GO): regulation of transcription by RNA polymerase II
Molecular function (GO): RNA polymerase II cis-regulatory region sequence-specific DNA binding; DNA-binding transcription factor activity, RNA polymerase II-specific
Source: RefSeq, a predicted model, not a curated record